Molecule: messenger RNA, 568 nt
Organism: Topomyia yanbarensis
Lineage: Eukaryota; Metazoa; Arthropoda; Insecta; Diptera; Culicidae
Product: ribonuclease kappa-like
Exons: 4
Coding region: 154-459 (101 amino acids)
Molecular function (GO): RNA endonuclease activity
Source: RefSeq, a predicted model, not a curated record
CAGUCAGCUGUGUGACGCUAUAAAAUAAUAAAGAUAAGUGAGGUGCAGUCGUUAAACGUAUGAUUCUACAGAGAUUUAAUGAUGAGCGGACGGGGCGAGUGAUGUAGUUUUACAACAGUUGAUUGCAGUUCCACACGAUUCAUCACUACUAUCAUGCCAAUUUGUGGAUUAAAACUCUCGCUCUUUGGAAUCAUCGUUUCCAUUUGGGGAAUCGCUCAGUUGUUCAUAAUGGGCCUUCUGUACCAAGAACGCUCCGUAGCAUUAAUUCACGACCUUCCAAAGGCGAUUCAUGACAAAGUAUACAGCAGAGCAGAAGAAUUCUACGCCGAAUUCGACCGCCUUUUCGAUGAUUACACCUCCCAGUGUUGGAUCGCUGUCUGCUUGUACAUGGUAACGUUAUUUUUUUCCUGCUACCAGUAUUACGCCAACAGCCGUCUUAUUGUUAGCAGUGGAAACUGAUCAACCAUAGUGAUUCGAAAAAAUACAUUUAAACUGGUUGGGUGCCAUGCAUAAAUGACGUAGCAUUUUGGGGGGUAGGAAGGGUAUACCAAAUUUGUGACGAAGUGUG